Messenger RNA from Magnolia sinica, 2661 nucleotides. RefSeq names its product nucleolin 1. The record is from RefSeq and is a predicted model, not a curated record. Lineage: Eukaryota; Viridiplantae; Streptophyta; Magnoliopsida; Magnoliales; Magnoliaceae. Gene Ontology annotation, cellular component: nucleus; cytoplasm. The transcript has 9 exons. Gene Ontology annotation, molecular function: poly(A) binding. Gene Ontology annotation, biological process: mRNA processing; regulation of mRNA stability. The coding region runs from base 297 to 2438 and encodes 713 amino acids.
UUCUUCGGCUUUGCGCUACUUCGAGGGGGAGCAUUUCCUCAACCGAAGAAAGGCGUUGGCCGGUUUAAUGCGCCACACGACUUACAUCUCGCCUUGAAAGUGUCUCUCUCAGGGCUGUGAGUCAGAAAACGGCGAUCCUAUCCCUUCCUGUACAAAGCGGGAGUACCUCAUUUAGUGCUCCCAUCAUGUAUUGAAGGGCUAAGGCUAGGGUUUGUAGGAAUCCCAUUUCUUUGCGAAUAUUUCCAUAAAAGCGAAUUAGGGUUUUCAGCGGGCAUUCGUUACCGGAAGGAUCAGAGAUGGACGGUUCGGAUCCGAACGACCAUCGGACGUUUAGGGUAAAUUUCAGUGGCGAUGGGGCGGCAAGGCUGCGGGAAAGAGUGAAAGAAAAGCUGAAGGAGUACAUGGGGGAUUACACGGACGACACUCUCGUGGAAUAUGUGAUCGUCUUACUUAGAAAUGGCAGGCACAAAGAAGAGGCAGAGAGAGAGCUGAAUGUGUUUUUGGGGGAUGACAAUGCUUCUUUUGUCUCUUGGCUGUGGGAUCAUCUAUCUUCAAGUUUGCAUCUAUACGUGCAAACUCAGGAAUCCUUUCCAGAUGAAGUGAUUAAGACAAAACCCCAGCUGGACAAACAGAGUGGAAGAAACAACACACAGCCAGAGCAUCUGAGCAGCACCUUUCACUCGGAUUCUGAGCAUGACAAGGAAAAAUCUCUCAAGGAAUCUAGAAUCCGACGGAAUAGGGAAUGGAAAGGACUGGUUAGAGAUGUUGCUGAACCCCCUCCUCUGCAAAGCACUGAGAUCGAUAAAUUUCAAUCAGAGGAGAAAAUCCGUCGAUUGCCUGGUCGGAUGCAACGAUCUCGUUCUCCCAGACCUGUGCACAAGAAACGGAGCCGACAAGAUGAGAGACAACCAAUGAAGGUCAGUGCCAUUGAUGCCCCUCGCCGGUUGCUUCAGUUUGCUGUGCGAGAUGCUGUAGGGACUCCACGAACUAUAAGCUCGAGACCAGAACCAGCACUGAAGCGUCUCCGCUCAGUGGUUUCUACCUCAACAGGAGAUUCAUUGUUGGAUGAUCGAUCUCAGAGGACAAGGUCAGUCACAAGAAUGCCCCAUCCUGCGGCAACAGCAAUCAAAGCUGCAGCAGAAGCUGCUGAAGAUGUUGUUAAGUUUAGAUGUGCCGGAAACGUGUUCGACAGAUUGGGUCGUGGCAUGGCCAUAUCUGAAGCUACCAGCCAACCAUUAGAGCUCAGAGAGCCCACUCAUGAAGAUGCUGAGUAUGAGCAUUUCGACCAGAUGCCUGGUGUCACACAUGCUGAAUAUUUGCAAAGAAGUGAGUACAGUGGUGGAUUUGAAGGGGAUACAACAAUGAUUGACAGGAACACUGGAUUGGCUUCUGAUUCUGCGUCAGAUAAUGACGGAUAUGAUGACCCUGGCAUUGUAAGAGGCAGGGUAAUAGAUGCUUCUCAGAGUGCUUCAUCUGGACAGAAGGAUGGGAAUUCGCUGAUGGUACAAUACAGUGUAGCGAAGAAUGUAGAUGAAGUUGCAAGAAAAGCAAGGAUGAAGGAUCAUCAGCAGACAGCUGCAGCAACAUCAGCAAACGCAUCUCGGAAAAUUGUGAAUAUUUCCGUGAAUGUCAAUACAUGGAAACCAUCACAUUACCAGGCACCAAGGGAGGUUACUGAAGUGGAUAGUCGGACAGCUGUGCAGGAUAGUGAAGCUGUUGCAAGCAAGCCUGGUGUUCGGCUCGUGAAGGAGAGCAAUAUGGUCGUGCCUGGUAAUGAUAACGAAUUGGCACGUGCAGAUACUCAAAAAGAGGUUCAGAAGGCUGUGCAGUUGACGCCUGGUUCAUAUUCUACCGUUCGUCCUUCCGAGGAUGUGGAUUCGCGGACUGUCUUUGUUAGCAAUGUUCACUUUGCCGCCACCAAAGACAGUCUUUCUCGGCAUUUCAAUAAAUUCGGAGAUGUGCUAAAAGUGAUUAUUGUGACUGAUGCCGCAACCGGGCAACCAAAGGGGUCGGCUUAUAUUGAGUUCAUGCGCAAGGAAGCAGCAGAGCAUGCAUUAUCACUGAAUGGAACAUCAUUCAUGUCACGCAUUCUUAAGGUUGUCCGGAGAGCCUCUGCUCACCACGAAGUUUCUCCUGUGAUGGCUUGGCCCCGUGUGGCUCGGGCCUCUCCCUUUGCAGCCAGGCUCGCCAGAGCAUCAUUCGUGAGGGGCAAUCCAAAUGCAUUCAGGGCCCGCCUCCCAAUCAAACAGGGUGCUCGGAGCUUACAGUGGAAACGAGAUGCCCCAAGCAACCCUACCAUUCCUCUGACUGGUGAUGGUGCUGCAAACCUGCAGAAUGGAGCUACAAACUCAGCCAACAGUGUCCCUUCCCCAACUGGACGGAACCUCACCUACAUUCGGACCGAGCCAAAGCAAGGCGUGAAUGCAGGCCCCACUUAGUUGGCUUGAUUUGAUGUUUUGAAUAUCCUAGAAAGGGUAGUUGAUGCCAUGGUGGGUGGGCAUUGAGAGGUUGGGUCUCUCCAAAAGGAAGCGUCUCAAGGUGUGGGUUAUGGAUGAAUAGCUUCUUUUGGAAUUGGGUUCAUGCCCCUAGUUCAUUGAGAGAUGGCGCGGCUUGCAACAUGGAGGUCUUGGUCUUGAGUUCGAGCCCAGCUUACCCUCUCUU